UACCGGAACCUGCAGGCAGAUAUUAUCAUAAAAUUGGUAACCCUGAAGCUACGCCUAGGAAAGUUCCUCAGUGCAAGUUUUAGCCUCCGAGACGGAAGCAUCGGCUACGGUGACUAGCGUGCACCGCCGUUUACAAUGUCAAAAGGGGAUGAAUCGAUGUGUACUCCGUACAGUAAUUGUACUGAGACAGAGGCGAUCGGCUACGGUGGGUAGCGUGCACCGCCCGUUUUACUUCUGGGUAUACAGACUGGCUUCACAAAACCUGGAAAAAGUGAGCCAAUUGAUCAAGCAUGUUUCCACACCAAACAUUUAGGGGGUUAGAUAGUAGAAUAGAUAUAUUAUCUAAAUCUCGCCUCCUGUAAGAAUAUUAAAAAUAAAAGACGUGAAUUAUUAUUAUUAUUUAUGAGACUGGUCUUUCUUUGAACAGAAAAUUCUGGACAACGAUAGUUGAAAACUGUAA
Acanthoscelides obtectus is the source of this 460-nucleotide messenger RNA. The record is from the annotation of a GenBank genome assembly. NCBI's taxonomy places the organism in Eukaryota, Metazoa, Arthropoda, Insecta, Coleoptera, Chrysomelidae.